Messenger RNA from Pseudomassariella vexata, 4881 nucleotides. Its product is annotated as ABC metal ion transporter. The record is from RefSeq and is a predicted model, not a curated record. Gene Ontology annotation, molecular function: ATP hydrolysis activity; ABC-type transporter activity; ATP binding. Gene Ontology annotation, cellular component: membrane. NCBI's taxonomy places the organism in Eukaryota, Fungi, Ascomycota, Sordariomycetes, Amphisphaeriales, Pseudomassariaceae. Bases 1 to 4881 code for a protein of 1626 amino acids. The transcript is spliced from 7 exons. Gene Ontology annotation, biological process: transmembrane transport.
AUGCGAUUCGGCGACCAAUCCCAGCAGGUCAUCCAAUUGACCGGGUCGUUCACUGGAUACCGCCCGCUCCAACAGCUUGGCCAGGGAUACCUCAGCGCAACCACCGACUUCAAGCAGCCGCUAUGCGGCAACGAGGAGGGCUGGGGACCUCUUAGCCCCUUCCGAUUUGACUUCACGCCGUGCUUCAUAGAUGUCUGGGUCUCGUCCGUUGCCGUCUUCGGCAUUAUCUGCGGAGCUUUCGCGCUCUGGUAUGUCCUCAGAAAGACCAGCUCUGCCAUGAUAUCCAAGGACUGGCACUUUUGGACGAAACAGUCACUCCUGCUCCUUGUCAUCGCCGACAUCAUCGCCCAGCUCGUCAUCCAGAUAAUCAACUUUCCGGGCAUAUGGUACGGAGACUUUCGAGUCUUGACAACCUUCCUGACGAUCCUGUCACUCGGCGUGAUCUUUUCGAUUCAAUGGCUCGAGCAUUCGCGUAUGCGGAAUGCCAAUGGCGUGGUUUUGUUCUACUGGCUGUUCCUCCUCAUCGCCUACGCGGUCAAACUCCGGUCCCUGGUUUCGCAGCAGGUAUACGACACGAACUUGGCCUACUUUGUGACGUACACGGUUGGGUUUGGACUUUCGGGUGUUGAGUUCUUGUUUGAGUGGUUAUGGCCAAAGCAUGCGAGCGCAUACCAGGCAUUGGUGGACGAUGAAGGCGAGGAGUGUCCUGCUGAGCAUGCAACCAUCUUUUCGCGUCUCACAUUCUCAUGGAUGACUCCUUUGAUGAAGUUUGGCUACAAAGAGUACUUGACCGAAGAAGACCUAUGGGGCUUGUCGCCCAGUGACAAGACUUCAACAACAGGAGCCAUGUUCGAAACCGCCUGGCAAUAUGAAUUGAAGCACAGAACGAAUCCUUCUCUGUGGCUAGCUAUUUUUAAAGCCUAUGGUGGCCCUUACAUGCUUGCCACUGUCUUCAAGGUCGUGAAUGAUCUCGCGGCAUUCAGUCAACCUCAGCUGUUGCGACUAUUGAUAUCAUUCGUGGAUUCCUACAGCGAAGGGAAAGAGCCGCAGCCCGUUGUAAAGGGUGCUGCUAUCGCCAUUGCUAUGUUCUUCGUUGCCAUCUUGCAGACGAGUAUGAUUCACCAAUACUUCCAACUCGCAUUCGUAACGGGUAUGCGCAUCAAGUCAGGUCUGGCAUCCGCUAUCUACAAAAAGUCGUUGCGGUUGUCAAAUGAGGGUCGUGCCUCCAAGACCACCGGUGACAUUGUCAACUAUAUGGCUGUGGACGCUCAGCGCCUCCAAGACUUGACGCAGUUUGCGCAACAAGUGUGGUCUGCGCCCUUCCAGAUCAUCAUCUGCAUGGUAUCUCUAUACCAGCUUGUCGGAUGGUCUAUGCUUUCGGGCAUCGCGGUCAUGCUCAUCAUGAUCCCAAUCAAUGGCUUCAUCGCUAGGUUCAUGAAACAGUUACAGAAGCAGCAGAUGAAGAACAAGGACGCACGAAGCCGCUUGAUCGCCGAGAUCAUCAACAACAUGAAGAGUAUCAAGCUCUAUGCCUGGAGCACCGCCUUCAUGAACAAGCUCAAUUACGUCCGAAACGACCUCGAGCUUAAGAAUCUCCGCAAGAUUGGUGCUAGUCAAGCCAUUGCCAACUUCACGUGGUCUACCACGCCAUUCUUCGUGUCUUGCUCGACCUUCGCCGUCUUCGUUUGGACCUGCGACAUACCGCUGUCAACUGAGAUCGUCUUCCCAGCUCUUGCUCUGUUCAAUCUGCUUACCUUCCCUUUGGCUGUAUUGCCCAUGGUCAUAACGUCCAUCAUUGAAGCAACGGUGGCGGUGGGGCGGUUGACCGAGUACCUGGCUGCCGAAGAAGUUCAGCCAGAUGCCAUCAUCCUGGGUCCUGCUGCGGAAGAGCGAGGAGACGAAACUGUCAUUAUGCAAGACGGUACUUUUUCAUGGAAUCGUCAUGAGUCCAAGAGCGUGUUGAAGGACAUUCAUUUCACCGCUCACAAGGGCGAGCUGACGUGCAUUGUUGGUAGAGUCGGUACAGGCAAGUCGUCUCUCUUGCAGAGCAUUCUCGGUGAUCUAUGGAAGGAGAAGGGAACUGUGCAGGUAAACGGCAGUAUAGCAUACGUCGCUCAGCAGCCGUGGAUCAUGAACGCCACCGUCAAGGAGAAUAUCAUUUUCGGGUACCGCUACGAUUCCAACUUCUACGAGAAAAUCGUCAAGGCAUGUGCGCUGCUUGACGAUUUCAACCAACUCCCAGAUGGCGAUGAGACGGUCGUCGGAGAAAGAGGCAUUUCCCUGAGUGGUGGUCAGAAGGCACGAGUUGCGCUUGCUCGGUCGGUCUACGCACGUGCUGAUAUUUACCUGAUUGACGACUGCCUGUCUGCCGUCGACUCGCAUGUUGGUCGACAUAUCAUUGAGAAUGUCCUGGGUCCCCAAGGUCUCCUGAGCUCCAAGUGCCGAAUUCUUGCGACCAACUCAAUAGCGGUUCUCAGCGACGCAGACUACAUCUACCAACUCAAGAACGGAGAGAUCGUCGAAAAGGGAACCUUCCGCCAACUCAUGGCAAUGAAAGGGGGCAUAUCGGAUCUCAUCAAGUCCACGGGCCAGGAUUCUGGGAGCUCGUCUGAAGAUCAAAGCUCGGAAAGCUCAAGAAGCGAAACCUCCACUUACAUCGAGCCCGAAAAUUCCGGAGACAAGGAAGAAAUCGAAGAGGCCCAGGAGAAUGUUCCGGAACUUGCCCCAAUCAGGACUGGGCCAUCCUCCACCAUACAGCGACGAACGGGCAGUACGUCUACAUUGCGUCCAGCCAGCGCAGCAAGCUUCAAAGGCCCUCGAGGCAAGCUUUCCGACGAAGAGGAUCCAAGCAGCAAGACCAGACAAGGCAAGGAGCACUCAGAGCAAGGAAAGGUCAAAUGGAAUGUUUACCUCGAAUACGCCAAGAACAGCAAUCUGAUCGCUGUCUCCAUAUACUUAUUCAUGCUGGUCGCGGCACAGGUUGCCCAAAUUGGUGGGAGUGUAUGGCUCAAAAACUGGGCGGAGAUAAACAACGCAGCUGGGGGCAACCCCGCGGUAGGCAAAUACCUGGGUAUAUACUUUGCCUUCGGUGUCGGGUCCUCUGCCUUGACAGUGGUUCAAACCCUGAUUCUGUGGAUAUUCUGCUCCAUCGAAGCCUCGCGGAAACUACAUGAGAGGAUGGCCAAGGCCAUUUUCAGAUCUCCCAUGUCGUUCUUUGACACGACCCCGGCUGGCAGAAUACUGAACCGUUUCUCGAGCGACGUCUACCGGCUAGACGAGGUUCUUGCUCGCACCUUCAACAUGUUGUUUGUUAACCUGGCUCGUUCGGGCUUUACACUGGUGGUCAUUUCGGUCGGCACCCCGGCUUUCGUCGCCUUGAUCAUUCCUUUGAGUGCCAUGUACUACUGGAUUCAGCGAUACUACUUGAGAUCAUCACGAGAACUCAAACGACUGGACAGUGUCAGCCGUAGUCCCAUCUACGCCCAUUUCCAGGAGUCGCUUGGAGGCAUCAGCACGAUUCGGGCAUACCGACAGUGUGACAGGUUUGAGCUCGAGAACGAGUGGCGUGUCGACUCGAACCUGCGAGCUUAUUACCCAUCUAUCAGCGCUAACCGGUGGUUGGCGGUCCGACUGGAGUUCAUUGGCGCUGUCAUUAUUCUUGCCGCUGCAGGAUUUGCCAUCAUCUCCGUCACCAACCACAGUGGAUUGAGUGCCGGCAUGGUCGGCUUGGCCAUGUCUUAUGCGCUCCAGAUCACAACGUCGCUCAACUGGAUUGUGCGCCAGACUGUGGAAGUGGAGACCAACAUAGUAUCUGUAGAACGUAUCCUCGAAUAUGCCCGCCUCCCAAGUGAGGCUCCCGAGAUCAUCCAGCGACACCGUCCGCCGGUCUCUUGGCCAGUCGACGGGGCAGUACAGUUUCACAACUACAGUACCCGCUACAGACCCGGCCUUGACUUGGUGCUAAAGAACAUCCAGCUUGACAUCAAGUCGCAUGAGAAGAUCGGUGUGGUAGGACGGACUGGGGCGGGCAAGUCAUCAUUGACACUGGCGCUGUUCCGUCUUAUCGAGCCCGACUCGGGCAAUAUCAGCAUAGACAACCUCAACACAUCGACAAUUGGACUGCUGGACCUCCGCCGACGGCUGGCCAUCAUCCCACAAGACGCGGCUCUUUUUGAAGGAACAGUUCGGGACAAUCUAGACCCGGGCCACGCCUACGAUGAUACGGAGCUUUGGAGUGUACUCGACCACGCACGAUUAAAGGAACAUGUGGCAAGCAUGGACGGAGGGCUCGGGGCUAAAAUAAACGAAGGAGGUGAGUCUACGAAUUUUACAGGCGCCGCUUUUCAUCGGCUGUCCAUCAUAUCACCAUCGUCAUCGUAUCCCCGGCAAUCUGCAUACCUGCUCGUGGGUGCUUGCCUGCAGGCGGCUCCGAUUCUGGCAUGUCGUAGAUUCAUCAACAUCACCGACGAGUCCCUGCAUGAUCGCCUUUGCAUGCAAUUUCACGAUGCAGCGAGGCGAGAAAAGCUCCUGUUUACCCCCACUCGUAUCCUUGAUGGCUCAAACCUGUCGCAGGGCCAGCGACAGCUGGUAUCGCUGGCUCGUGCUAUGCUUACGCCCUCCAACAUCCUAGUUCUGGACGAAGCUACGGCCGCGGUCGACGUAGAGACCGACGCCAUGCUACAGACCACGCUGAGGUCACCGCUAUUUUCCAAUCGCACCAUCAUCACAGUCGCCCACCGCAUCAACACUAUUCUCGACAGCGAUAGGGUGGUGGUGCUUGAGAAGGGCGAGGUCAUAGAAUUCGACACCCCCGAGAACCUUAUCAAGAAGAAGGGUGCGUUCUACGGACUAGUCAAGCAGGCGGGUCUAGAUACGGAGUAG